Pygoscelis adeliae (Adelie penguin) is the source of this 2085-nucleotide messenger RNA. It is a transcript of the gene CNGB3, whose product is annotated as cyclic nucleotide gated channel beta 3. The record is from RefSeq and is a predicted model, not a curated record. Gene Ontology annotation, biological process: monoatomic cation transmembrane transport. The transcript is spliced from 15 exons. Gene Ontology annotation, molecular function: cGMP binding; intracellularly cAMP-activated cation channel activity; intracellularly cGMP-activated cation channel activity. Gene Ontology annotation, cellular component: plasma membrane; photoreceptor outer segment; intracellular cyclic nucleotide activated cation channel complex. NCBI's taxonomy places the organism in Eukaryota, Metazoa, Chordata, Aves, Sphenisciformes, Spheniscidae.
AUGAGGCUCUUGUACAUGUUAAAACAGGGUGUAGUAAUUGAGCCAUUAUUAAAAUGUCACCCUUUGCGGCAUCCUAUGUGGCUAGCACCAUCGAAGAAGAAGCCUCCACCCCCACCAAAAGAAGAAAAAAAAGAAGAAAAGAAAGAGGAUGCAGAAGCAAAGCCAGAGGAGGAUCAUUACUGUGAUAUGCUGUGCUGUAAAUUCAGAAAACCUCCACUGAAAAAAUACAUGGAGUAUCUGCAGCUACCAGACAGCAUAGACUCAUACACAGACCGCCGUUACGUAGCGUGGCUCAUGCUUGUGACAGUCGCCUAUAAUUGGAAUUGCUGGUUUAUUCCCCUUCGCUUUGUGUUUCCAUAUCAAACCCCAAGUAAUAUAAUAUAUUGGUUUACCAUAGACAUCAUUUGUGAUAUCUGCUACCUGUGUGACUUACUGAUUUUCCAGCCACGAGUGCAAUUUUUAAAAGGUGGAGAUAUAAUAGUAAACAGAGUGGAAAUGAAGAAAUUCUACCACAGCUCAGUGAAGUUUCGGCUUGAUGUGAUAUCAGUAUUGCCGUUUGAAGUGUUAUACUUCUUCUUUGGAUUUAACCCAGCAUUUAGAGCAAAUAGGAUGCUAAAGCAUAACACAUUCUUUGAGUUUAAUGAUCGUUUGGAAGCUAUCCUGGACAAAGCAUACAUCUACAGGGUCAUUCGAACAACUGGAUACUUGCUGUUUAUCUUGCACGUUAAUGCAUGCCUGUAUUAUUGGGCUUCAGACUAUGAAGGACUUGGCAGCACUAGAUGGGUGUACGAUGGCAAAGGAAACAUGUAUCUGAGGUGUUACUACUGGGCAGUUCGUACUUUAAUCACCAUCGGUGGCCUUCCAGAACCACAAACCCUGUUUGAGAUAGUUUUUCAACUGCUGAAUUAUUUCUUGGGUGUCUUUGUCUUCUCCAGCUUAAUUGGUCAGAUGAGAGAUGUAAUUGGAGCAGCUACAGCAGGACAGAACUACUACCGUUCCAGUAUGGACAACACUGUCUCCUAUAUGAACACUUACUCUAUUCCAAAAGUGGUGCAAAAUCGUGUUCGAACCUGGUAUGAAUACACAUGGGACUCUCAGGGAAUGCUGGAUGAAUCAGAAUUACUGGAGCAGAUGCCAACCAAAAUGCAAUUAGCCAUUGCAAUUGAUGUGAACUUUGCCAUUGUCAAUAAAGUUGACUUAUUCAAAGGGUGCGAUACCCAGAUGAUAUAUGACAUGCUGCUAAGGUUGAAAUCCAUUGUAUAUUUACCUGGUGACUUUGUCUGCAAAAAGGGAGAGAUUGGCAGAGAGAUGUACAUCAUUAAACAGGGUGAAGUUCAAGUCCUUGGAGGCCCUGAUGGUACAAAAGUCCUGGUUACACUAAGAGCAGGAGCUGUAUUUGGGGAGAUCAGCUUAUUAGCUGCAGGUGGAGGAAAUCGAAGAACUGCCGACGUGGUUGCUCAUGGUUUUGCCAACCUUUUCAUUCUGGACAAGAAAACACUCAAUGAAAUCUUAGUGCACUAUCCCGAGUCGGAAAAACUUCUCAUGAAGAAAGCAAAGGUGCUGCUGAUGCAGAAGGGGAAACCUGCUCCAGGACCACCAGUGCAACAACCACGGGGCUUGGCCGGUCUGUUUGGGCAGAAACAGGAAACUCCAAAACUGUUUAAAGCGAUACUUGGAGGUAAAGGAAAAGAAGGCCUUUCUAGGCUGCUGCAGCUGAAGACAGAACAAGACACUCAGGUAAUGCUACAGAAAACAGAGUAGUUAAUUUCAGGUGCUGAAGAGGGAAACAAGCAGAGAAAACAAAAGCAAAGAAAAAGCAAGGAAAAAAGCAAGCAAACAAAAAUCCUCAAAGAAACUGAAGCAGAAAAUAAGCCUAAACAAGAGGAGACCAAACCCGUGGAGCCUGCGGCCUCAUCUGCACCCCCUGCACAAAAGGAAGAGCCGAAUGCAGGCGCUAAGCCUAAACCACCUGCAGUUCUGCACAGAGGAACCACUAACGAGUCACUGAUCAUUACUAUGUCUCCAUCCCCCAAAACAGAAGAAGGAGAGAUCCUUAAAGUUGAAGUUAAAGAGAAAAAAAAAUAA